Molecule: messenger RNA, 393 nt
Organism: Parascedosporium putredinis
Lineage: Eukaryota; Fungi; Ascomycota; Sordariomycetes; Microascales; Microascaceae
Source: the annotation of a GenBank genome assembly
AUGCCUCAUCCCGAGUUUGACAUCUUGCCGGCAACCACAGACGAUCUUGACGCGCUUGUCUCCAUUACUGUCGACAGCUUCAAAGAUGACAGCCACACCAUGUUCAAGGAAGCCGCUUUCGGCGCAGGAUGGUUCAAAAACUGCAUGACGGAGGUGACGGGCCAAUACAUUGAGCGGAUGGACAACCCCGGAAAGAGCGGGGUAACCCUGACCGUUCUCAAAGCUGUCGACCGAGAAACUGGCAAAAUCGUCGGCCACGUUACCUGGGGUCAAAGGUCCCGGUGUCUUCCCCGGAUCCCGUCGCGUCCGUCGUGCCCGACAAGAAAGAGUCGCAGGAAGAACCCGCCGAAGCCUCGGAAAAGGACCAAGUGGCAGAGAAUGUCGAGAAUGUAG